GCGGCGCGUACGGAACGCCUUCACGCCUGUUCACCGCUCCCGCGCGUAUCUUCACGAUAACACAUUCAAUAUUUAAUUUAAAUUCUAUAAUAAAUAAAUAUUUAAAAAAUAUAUCAUCAUAAUAUUCAUUUCGCGUAAUUAACUAUUUAUUUUUUAAUACGACUGCGAUGUUUAUGUCUUUCGGAAAACAAAACUAUGAACUGAGUAAGUCUUAAUACAGACUUUGAUUAUAAUUAUUUUGAUAAUACUAUUGUGAAGAAACUUUUUGAAAAUGAUGAUGGCUAGUGCGAAACUGGUGAGGGACUGCAGCUCGGAGUUGAGUUCUGACGUGCGGUCUCUGUCUGUGGCCUCUUCCACGGAGGAGCAAGAGUCCACCACCACGGAGUCUGAAUACACCGAGGAAGAAAAGGAAUAUGAAUUAGAAGACCUCCAGAUUUUAAAAACUAUUGGUACCGGCACGUUCGGUCGCGUGUGCCUGUGUCGUGACAAAGCCGCCGAUGAAUAUCUGGCGAUGAAGAUAUUAUCUAUGGCCGACGUAAUCCGCCUGAAGCAAGUAGAUCACGUCAUGAACGAAAAGAACAUUCUCGCCGAAAUCAACCACCCCUUCAUAGUGAAUCUGCGGUGGUGGACACACGAUGACUCCUGCAUCUACAUGCUUUUCGACUACGUGUGUGGAGGAGAGCUGUUCUCGUACCUAAGGAAUGCCGGCAGAUUCAGCAACAGUAUCGGAAACUUCUAUGCGUCGGAAAUCGUGUCAGCCCUGGAAUAUCUCCAUGCCAGGAAUAUAGUUUAUCGAGACUUGAAACCAGAAAACCUACUUCUUGCCAGAGAUGGACAUUUGAAGAUAACAGAUUUUGGUUUUGCGAAGAAAUUAACAGAUAGAACUUGGACCCUGUGCGGUACGCCCGAGUAUCUAGCGCCAGAAAUCAUACAGAGCAAAGGACACAACAAAGCCGUCGAUUGGUGGGCCUUGGGCGUGCUGAUCUACGAAAUGUUAGUAGGGUACCCACCGUUUUAUGAUGACAAUCCAUUCGGUAUAUACGAGAAGAUCCUGAAUGGUCGUGUGGAGUGGCCUCGGCACCUGGACCCUGUCGCCAAAGACAUCAUCAAGAAACUACUCGUACAAGACAGGACCAAGAGGCUGGGAAAUAUGAAGUGUGGAACCGAAGACGUCAAGCGGCACAGAUGGUUCAAACACAUAGAUUGGGCUGACGUCUUCAUGAAGAAACUUCAGCCUCCCAUAAUCCCGGCUGUGUCGUACGAGGGCGACACCUCCAACUUCGACGAGUACCCCGAGACAGACUGGAAGGCCGUGCGCUCAUUAGACUCCGACGAACUCAAACUGUUCGCCAACUUUUGAUGGCCCAAAUGUACGUCGUCGGUGGGUUAAUUUAUAGGUAAAUAUCGCGAUAAAUGCGAGGAGACCAGGCCUAGUAAUAUUUAUGAAACUGCUUAGAAAAGUAAUUUUUCAUAUUAUAUUUAACAUCUUAAGUUAAGUGUAGAUAUCGUUGUUAGUUAAUGAGGCCAAGAGCGGCGUUGUGUUUGCAGAGUCGAUAGGAAACCGUCCGUAUUUGAGUAGAGUAGAGUGAAUAUGUAUUAUGAAUAACCUAUUUGAUUGUAUAAUUGUGUAAAGCCGACGACUGGCUGGAGCCAAGUGGUCUAAAAAUUCCUGACUGUAGGCAAGGGAUUAAUAACAAAAUGAGGAGACUAAACGAGUAGUAAAUCACGGUGAAGAAUCAUUCCGGUGUUGAGUCAUGCACUACUUUUCAAUGGUAAACCGAAAAUUGGAGCAGCAGAUAGAUCGACCAUAAUGUUUAGUUAAUAUUGAAGACAUUAAUUUAACAGUAACUUAGUACCUAUUCAGGAAUUAUACCUAGGUAUAUGGAGACAAGCAAAAUGAUUGAUGUCUGUUCAUUUCUAAUUUAUAAAACAUGUUUAUGUAGUUUUCUCUAUUUCAUAGGCAAAUUGACUUGCUUCCUAUAAUUUCUAAAUCAUAUAUCGUAUUCUGUAUACAUGAUUUGGCUUUGGUCAGUCCGAUAUCGUUAAAUAUUUCCUGUGUGCGCAUUUAUGGGGGACGACUUGUGUAAGUAGUUCGUGGAGUCUACGUAUCUAUUGAAUCAUUGUAAUAAGGACUUGUUUCAUAAUGUCUGAUUGUUGCCGUUAACUUUAACAGGCACACAUUUUGUUAGUAUUUACUAAAUUAGACAUUGUGACACAGGCCGUAAGGCACAUUUUCAUCCUUUCUCUAGUUCUCGUGUAUGUACACCUGUACCCAUGUAAUGUACAUGCCUCAGUAAGUCUACAUAGAGGCUUAAUUAGUAAAAUGUAAAUAUUUAUUUGUAAGUAUAUGCAUUACAUUUCCAAUGCUUUCUAGUUCAAAUGUUAGUGUUAGGAAUUAAAUUAAGUCGCCAUUAUUGGCAAAAAGUGUUUGUGAUUUUGUAUGUCAUAGUAUUUCCCCUUAACUUUAUUGUUUAGAAAUAAAUAUAACGUCAUUAUUAUUUGAAUAUUCGAUAUUUUUCUCGAGUACAUUGUUUGUAAACGAGUCUUGUAGCGCCAUCUAGGAGUGAGGUUUGAAACCUUUUUAUUAAUAAUGUAAUUAAUCGAUUUAUGCGUUAUUUAUAAGUGAAAUCUGACAAUUUGCUUAAUUCCUUUUUUGCUUAAAUGCUACUAAAGAAGAUCUCACAUAAUAUUUACAUUAUAAAGGAAAACAAAAGCAUGAAAUGUCACUUGUAGUAUUAAAUUAUCUACUAUUGUCACGUUACUGUAAUAUCAGGCCAUACAGUAUUUUCUGUGAUCUUUUUAGUCUUGACAAAGAUAAAUUAUUGACGUUUGUUCACUGUGAAACAAUUGUGUCAUAGAAUCAAUGCAGCCAGUAAUUACAAGUUAUGGAAAUGUUACUCACCAGAUCCAAUCGUGGGGGACGAGGGAAAUUGGAGGCUUUUGACCUUAGAAUAAAGUUGAUAA
Spodoptera litura is the source of this 2964-nucleotide messenger RNA. RefSeq names its product Protein kinase, cAMP-dependent, catalytic subunit 3 (gene Pka-C3). Gene Ontology annotation, biological process: protein phosphorylation. The record is from RefSeq and is a predicted model, not a curated record. NCBI's taxonomy places the organism in Eukaryota, Metazoa, Arthropoda, Insecta, Lepidoptera, Noctuidae. Gene Ontology annotation, cellular component: cAMP-dependent protein kinase complex; cytosol. Gene Ontology annotation, molecular function: ATP binding; cAMP-dependent protein kinase activity.